Molecule: messenger RNA, 2940 nt
Organism: Closterium sp. NIES-65
Lineage: Eukaryota; Viridiplantae; Streptophyta; Zygnematophyceae; Desmidiales; Closteriaceae
Source: the annotation of a GenBank genome assembly
AUGUACAUCACCCUCUACUACAUAGUCACCCGCCUCCCUGACUCCCUUCGUGUAGUCAGAGACCACUUCCCUCUCAGUCUGUCCCAACCACUCUCACUGGGUGUUCCCCCUCCCCCCUUUUGCCCUCUGUCGCCUCUGCUGCUGCGACCGACCUCGUUGGUCUUGAGUCGGUCGGUGCGGCGUUUACCCACAGCGGGAGACGCCGCUUCUGGCAAGGGCAAGGGGGGCAAGGGCGUUGGAGGAGCUAGCGGGGGUGGUGGAGGCGGCGGUGGAGGCGGCGGAGGGAGUGGGGGUGGCGGUGGGAGUGGUGGCGGGGGUGGAGGUGUCGGUGGCGGCAGUGGAGGCGGAGGCGGCGGAGGCGGUAGCGGUGGGAGCGGAGGCGGCGGUGGUGGCGGAGGUGAGGAGGCGGUGGUGGAGGAGGUGGAGCUGGUCGGGGUGGUGCUACGCAGCGGGGCGGCUCCGGUGGUGGUCGCGUCAGCAGUAGCAGCAACAGCAGCAGCAGCAGCGUUCUCGGGACAUCCCCCCCCCCUCAGUAGCUCCGUGAGUGGUACGCUGCACGUCAGCGUGGUGCUGGUGAGUCCUGGCGCUCUCAGAUACCGCGUCAGCUUCGGCCUCCCUCACCUUCACAACUUGACUCAGGGGCUUCUCGCUCCUUCUUUCGAGACCGCACCACACUCACCGCCGCUUGGUCGGCCGGUUGCAGUCUCCCUGGCAGACCCCUCUGGGGGUCCUGUCCUUUCUCACUUCUCCACUGCCCUCCCGUGUCCCGGCGUCCCCCUCUGGCACCCUGUCUGGGGCGGCAGCGGGCUACCCCUCACUCCUCCCAGUUUCCUCCGACAGAGGCCCCGCUGCAGACGCUUCACAUGGACGUGUGGGGCCCAGCCCGCGUCCGUGGACAUGGUCGACGAGCGCUACUUCCUGCUGGUGGUUGACGACCUACUUCAGCGUUACACCACAGUCUUCCCCUUGCGCAGCAAGGGUGAUGUCACUGAGGUGUUGAUCGACUGGAUCCGCGACAGCUUGUCUCCAGCUCAGGCGGAGCUUCGCUCGGACUUUCCUGUCUGCAUCUGCACUCUGACAGAGGCGGAGAGUUCUCCUCUGACCUUCUGCGAGCCUACUGUCGUGCACGAGGCCUCCUCCGCCAGACCUUCCACGCUUCCGGACUCUCCACAACAAAAUGGAUUGCUGAGCGCCGCAUUGGCAUGGUCAUGGACGUCGCCCGUAACCGGUCCCAUGAUGCAUGCGGCUGCCCCCCAUUUUCUGUGCCGUUUGCGGUUCGGUGUGUCCCAGUUAGACGCUGUUGAGCCUGUCGAGGGUCGCUGCCUAGAGGGUACUACGCUGGGGGUGCUGAGCCUGGGGGUGCUGAGUCUGGGGGUAAUGAGCCUUGGGGUGCUGAGUCUGGGGGUGCUGAGCCUGAGGAGCUGCGUGAGUGGUUUGCCCGGCGCAGGAGGCGAGCUGCUGGAGCUGGAGGUGCUGCGGGUACUGGGAGUACUGGAGCUUCUGAGGGAGCUGGUGCCCACGGGUCCCGGAAGGUGCUCGUACUGGGAGUACUGGAACCUUCUGGACUUGUGGGUACUUCUAGAGCUGGAGCCACUGCGGGUGUUGGCGGCGGAGGCUACUACUUCGGACUCUCUUCGUGCUGCCAGUCCUACUGUCACGCGUCUCCUUGCUACUGUCGUCACUGACCCUUCUUUUGAGUCCACUGCAGCGUCUGCCCUAGUUGCUGAGCUCGUCGACUUUGCUGCUCGCUGUCGUCUAGACUACGCUGCUAGUCUUGUCGCUGAGUCUGAGUCUGUCUGUCCUCCGUCCGUCGGGGGUGAGUGUGCCCUUGGCACGGACGUCCUUGAGGACAGGCAGGAGGAGUUCCAGUGUCUAGCUGCUGCUUCACCUCAUCUCGUAUCCGUACUGCUUACCCCUGAGGGAGACCCGGAUGCACUUGACAUCCCGACUCCGCGCUUUUACGCGGAGGCGAUAGAGGGUCCCUACUCCUCUCAGUGGCAGGCAGCUAUGGAUGCAGAGAUGGCUUCCUGGAAGUCCACAGGCACCUACGUUGACGAGGUUCCCCCACCUGGGGCGAACAUCGUCAGUGGCAUGUGGAUUCUCAGGUGGAAGCGGCCGCGGGGAUCUCCGCCUGUCUUCAAGGCGCGGUACGUGGCUCGUGGCCUCAAUCAGCGGCAGGGAGUUGACUACUUUCAGACCUUCUCUCCCCCCCCGAAGAUGACCACUCUUUGGGUGCUGCUGCACAUAGCCGCUCAGCGUGACUACGAGCUUCACUCUCUUGACUUCAGCACUGCUUUCUUGCAGGGCACCGGUGAGUGGCACGACACACUGAGGACUACGCUUGCGGCUCUUGGGUUUGCUCCCUCUACUGCUGACCCGUCGCUGUUUCUGCGCACCGACACUUCUUUGCCGCCGUUCUACAUCCGCGUGUACGCCGACGACUUGGUCUUUGCCACACCUGACACUGCUGGACUCGCCCACGUGAAGUCUGAGUUGCAGAAGAGACACACGUGCACAGACCUGGGCGAACUGCGCAGCUACCUUGGCUUGCAGAUCACCCGGGACAUAGCACAGCGCACCAUUACCCUGACUCAGUCACACAUGGUGCAGCAGGUCCUUCAGCGCUUCGGCUUCACGUACUCCUCGCCUCAGGCCACUCCUAUGCCUACUCAUCUCUCGCUCUCAGCUCUGCCUUUGGAUGAGUCCGUAGAGUCGAGUGGCCCGUACCCAGAGCUUGUUGGCUGCCUCAUGUACCUGAUGACCUGCACUCGACCUGACCUUGCAUACCCUCUUAGCAUUCUCGCACGCUAUGUUGCUCCUGGGAGACACAUGCCGGAGCACAUGGCUGCAGCGAAGAGUGUGUUUGCCUACUUGUGCAGUACGUCGGGCAUGGGGCUUGUGCUUGGAGGGCGGAGUCCAGUGGUCCUCACUGGCACGUAG